This is a messenger RNA of Blepharisma stoltei, 2888 nucleotides long. The record is from the annotation of a GenBank genome assembly. NCBI's taxonomy places the organism in Eukaryota, Ciliophora, Heterotrichea, Heterotrichida, Blepharismidae.
AUGAUGGCCAAGAAAUGUUUCGAGUCAGGGUGUAUAAAUGAGGUUGAAUAUUCAUGCAAAUGCUCUUCUCCUGAGACUUCAUCUUGCGAAGUGCAUAUUGGGAAGCAUAUAAACUUGCCUAAUGGAGCUCAUAACCUUGAAUCAACAUUUAUUCAGCCUUAUGAAGGGACAAAAGAAGCAAUUCUUGAAUUUCUUACAAAAGAAAAUUCAAAAUACAGCGAACUGAGAAGAAAAAUCAUAGAUUUCUUUAGCCAGUGUCCAUUUAAUUUAAAGAGAAAUUUAAGAGAUUUCAGAAAAAAAUUGGACGAUUGCUCAGGUGAAAUAAAUGAUUUCUUUGCAAAAAUUUCCCAAGUUAAAAAAUUAUCAAAGUUAGAGCAAGAUCCAAUAUUAGGAUUAUUAGUUUUACAGCCUGGAGAAGCUCUUGAGAAAGUAAAAUUGAUGACCAUAGCCAUGAAAGACUUAUAUAACAGUGCAAGAUUCUUUUAUAUAAUCAAUGAAAAGUUAGCGAGUUUAAAUAGGCCAUUUGUUAAAGAAAAAUGAGAUUCACAUCUUGAAAAUAUGAAUGUGCAAAAUACUCCUGAAGUGUAUGAUAAAACUAUAGAAUCAGCAAACGUUAAGGAUUCAAUAAAUGAAAACAUUGAGAGCUUAAAAGGGUGUGAAAACCUAAACAAGCCAGUAAAAAAAAGCCUAGAAAACAAGGCAAGCUUGCUUAAUUCUCAAAUAAGCAUUGCUUCUGAUAAUCUCAACAGUAAAUCCAAUGAAUUAGAAAUCGCUUUAAACUUUACAGACACCUUAAGAAAUAAAACAGCGGAAAUUUUGAGUAGACCAAACAAUCCAGAAUUAGAGAUAGAUUUCCGAACAACUUGCUCAACAAUUCAGACCAAUUCUAGUCCUUAUGAUCUAACGCAAGCUUACCAAGAUUAUCUUAAUGCUUAUCAACUAAAGACAUCUCUUUAUAAUAUUAAAAGAGAUAAAAAGACAUCUCUUUUUAAUAUUAAAAGAGAUGAAAAAAUAAAUUCUUAUUUGCAUAUUUAUAACACUGAAACUGAAGUCCAAGAAGUCAAAGUCAUGCAGACUCAAAUAAAACUUGACUCUAAAACGUGCCUAACUCAACUUCCUAAUGGCAAGCUAUUCUGUUUUGGUAAUGGUCUACUUUCUGGAAUUACAGUGCUUAUUGAUGUGAAUGGUGGAUUAGAAGUGCUGCCAUCUGGAACUCCUUGCUAUUUAUCAUCAUGUAUCUAUUUCAACAACAGCAUCUAUUGCUUUGGCGGAAAGAAUAAAGGCACUUUACCUCUAUCUAAGAGAUUUGAUUUGGAUCGAAAUCGAUGAAUUCAAUUAACUCUAUUGCCGAAAUCUGAUUACAGCUGCAAUAGUAUAAUAUUUAAUGGAAAUAUUUUGAUUUCUGGAUAUCGAAAUAGAAAGCUUUUAUUAUAUUCAAUUGACAUUGACUCUUUCUCGUCAAUUCCUUAUGAGUUUGCAGAGAAGACCAGAAAGAUCCUGAUAAAUGCAGAGAGACUAUAUUUGAUUGAAUGUCCUGGAUCAAUCUAUGAAAGCGAAAUUGGAAGUGACAUGAAUUGGAAACGAGUAGGAAAAUCAAUAAUCGAUUAUGAUCCUUCUCAAGUAUAUUGCUCAUAUAAUAAAGGAGGAAUAUACAUCUCAACUAUUUCUGAAUUGGUUAGAGAAUAUUAUUAUUUUAAUUUAGAUCAAAAAAUCAUUAUCGAUGUUGGUUAUUAUAAUGCGCAUGUCUCACUUAGAAGAGUAGGUAAAAAGAUUGUAGCAAAAAAAUGCAAUAACCAGAAUUUUAAAUUCGAUCCUCAUUAUCUAUAUGAAUGAAAUCUAAAAGGCAAAACUCUAAACAACUUACUCCCCCCUCCGUGAGUGAACAAAAAAAAUUUGUUCACUCAAGGAGGGGGGUUAAUUUUUUUUUCGAAAUUUUAAAAAAAUCCUAAUUCGCAAAAAUUGGAAAGCAAAUAUUAAUUCAAUUUAUAAAAUUUAUGUUUUAAAAAGCAAUUUGUUUAAAAUUAAACAGAAUUAGCUCUAUAUUUCAUUAUACUAAUUAUCAUUUAUAUAUUAAAACUUUUUUCCAUAAAAAUUUUUUCUAUUAAAAAAAUUUUUGUUCACUCGGAGGGUGGGUUUUUUGGGCAAAAAUAGGGAUUUUUCUCUAAUGGUUUUGUUCACUCACGGAGGGGGGGGAGUUAGGAAAAAAUCUAGAAGAAAUCGAAUGCUUAGACAAAGCAAUCAAGCUCAAUCCAAACGAUCCUGAUUUAUAUAAUAAAAAGGGCGAUGCUUUUGAUGAUCUAGAAUGAUAUCUAGAGGCAAUCGAAUCGUAUGACAAAGCAAUCAAACUCGAUCCAAACGAUGAUUUUUUAUACAAUAAUAAAGGCGAGGCGUUUUCUAAUUUAAAAAGAUAUCUAGAAGCAAUCGAAUGCUAUGACAGAGCAAUCAAACUCAAUCCAAACAAGUCUGCUUUUUACUAUGAUAAUAAAGGGCGUGCUUUAAAUGAAUUAGGGAGAUAUCCAGAGGCAAUAGAAAGCUAUGACGAAGCAAUAAAAAUCAAUCCAAAUUAUGUCGAUUAUUAUAAUGAUAAAGGCAAUACUCUUUAUGCUUUAGAGAGAUAUCAAGAAGCAAUACAAUGCUAUGAUGAGGCAAUUAAUCUUGAACCCAAUAAUCCUUUGUAUUUAUGCAGCCGGGCUAGAGUAUUUAAUUAUCUCAGACAAGAAGCAGCAGCUUUGCAGGACUUUAAUAAGGCUUAUAAUUUGAUGCAAGAAAAUCAAGCAAGUGACGUUUUCCCUGGGGAUGAAUGAAACCUUUCUGAAAAAGAUAUCAAUUUUAUUAACGAUUUAUUAGGUCGAGACCGUAUUGAACUACUCAAAAAAAUUCAGGUUUAG